AGUCAGCUGGGCAAUGUUUACAUCCAGCGCUGCUCGCGCUCAACGUUUAUGUGCAGAAGCCGAGAUAAAGAAACAAGAGGAGGAAACUGACUAAAUGAACCUCGUUAACAGACCACAGUCUUUCUUUUAAUUCAUCGAUUUUGCUUGGUCGACUGUAAAGUCGUCGAGGUGCUUUCGUGUGAAAACCCAUAGCGUCCAUUCCUAUUUCCCCCGUCUUUGCCUCCAUUUUCACUUGUUUCCUUUGCAGAAGGGCUAAAAUGGGAGGCGCUGUCAGUGCAGGGGAGGACAACGACGAGCUGAUUGACAACCUGAAGGAGGCACAAUACAUUCGCUCUGAUUUGGUCGAACAUGCCUUCAGGGCUAUCGAUCGUGCCGAUUACUAUCUGGAAGAGUUCCAUGACAGUGCCUACAAGGAUCUGGCCUGGAGACACGGCAACAUCCACCUCUCUGCACCUUGUAUCUACUCUGAGGUGAUGGAGGCCUUAGACCUACAGCCUGGCCUGUCGUUUCUCAACCUCGGCAGUGGCACGGGCUAUCUCAGCACCAUGGUGGGACUUAUACUAGGGCCAUUUGGUGUAAAUCAUGGUGUUGAAUUGCAUGAAGAUGUUAUAGAGUAUGCUUAUCAGAAACUGGACUUCUUUAUCAAGACAAAUGAGAGUUUUGACAGGUUUGAGUUCUGUGAACCGUCCUUUGUGGUGGGGAACUGUCUUGAGAUUGCCCCCGAAAGUAAGCAGUACGACAGGGUUUACUGUGGCGCAGGGGUCCAGAAGGAACAUGAGGACUAUAUGAAGAAGUUGUUGAAAAUCGGGGGUAUCUUAGUACUGCCCUUGGAGGAAAAGCUCACUAAAAUUACUCGGACGGGUUAUAACGCAUGGGAAUCGAGAAAGAUUAUUGCUGUGUCCUUUGCACCACUUGUGCUCCCAAAACACAGAGAAAAUGGCAAACCUAGACCGGUGUCCUUGCCUACCAUGUUUGAGGUGCGGAGUCUUCAGGAUUUGGCUCGUGUCAAGAUCCGGCACAUCCUGAAGAAAUCUGGGUCUGGAUCCCUGCCACUACCCAGGAGAACCGGAUACAAGAGAAGACAUAACCUGAAACAUAAACGAGAGCACCGCGAUACGGCUCUGCUGACCAACAGUUAUUUAUUCAUGAGUCGUCUGAUCCCCGGACCAAUGGAUAACAACAACAACCAGUCAGCAACAGACAAUGAAGAUGAUGAAGACGAAGACUGCAGGGGGGGGUGUGAACAAGAGGAGAAAGAGGAGAAUGUGAGGAGGAAGGAGGGUAGCGUUUUGGUGAUAGAGACUCCUGUUAACAUCUUGAGGGAGAGGAUUCUCAGCCUUCCCCUCCCAGAGCCUCUCAAGAUGUAUCUUCUUUACUACAGAGAGAAGUAGACCACAUUUCCCAGAGUCAUGUUAUUAAAUACCCACAGAUCCCUUGCACUAUCAAACCUAUUUUUUUUUUGUCAACCACUUUCUUUCAAAAUGAAAUCAUUCCAUUUUUCCAAGGCAAGGUUCCCUUAAAGAAACAGAAAUUAUUUUUUGUCUUCAUUUACUCACCCUCAAGUUGUUCAAAAUCUGUAUAAAUGUCUUUGUUCUGAAGAACACAAAGAAAGAUAUUUGGAAGGAUGCUUGUAAUCAAACACGGAGUACCAUAGUAGGAAAAUUGCUUUAUGAAUUUGUUAAAUUGAACACAAAAGAUAUUUUUCGAAGAAUGUAGGAAAGCAAACAGUUCUGGGGCACUUUUGACUACCAUUGUUAUUUUUCCUGCUAUGGUAGUCAAUGGUGGCCAUGAACUGUUGGGUACAUGCAUUCUUCAAAAUAUCAUUCUCGGCGUUCCUCAAAAUAAAACAUUUAUACAUGGAAAACUUGGGUGAGUAAAUAAAGACAGAAUUUCUAUUUUUGGGUGAACUGUUCCUUUAACGUUCAAGAACGUUUUAGGUUGUGUACUGUUUUGCUCACUUCCACUAGAACAUUCCACCCGAUUGCUCUAUUACUGUUACUAUUUGAUCAAGAUACAUAUACAAUGUUAUUCUGGGUGGAUCAAUCUCAUUAGGCUUUGUGAUGGUUUAAAACAUCUAGAUUUAGAGUCUGUAGUACUAACAAUCGUCAUUGAAUCAUGUCGGUUGUGGUGAGUGACUUUAAAUGAACACUGAAGGACAAAUAUUAAACAAAGGUGGCUAAUCAUUUACUAAAUCAUAACCGCGACGUUAUAUGCCUACUGGCUUCAAUUUUCACAAAGAUCUACUAUAGCAAUUACUUGUUCAUAUUUAAAUCAAAAUGUCAGUCUCAAUGUAUUCAUAGUUUAUGCAUAGUAAAACUUUCAAUAUGUUGAAUGCAAGCUAUUAUAGCUAAUUAUAUUCUUCUGGCGUAUGAAUUUGUAAAAUCAAAUGUUUUGUGUGAUUUUAAAGUUUUUGUCUAACAAUCAACACGGUCAAAGAUUUUCAGGAAUUAUAUCCAAAGUGUUUUAUCAGUUUAAUCCUUUCAUGCAUAGGUUGCUGCAGUGUACAGCUUUUUUUUAUUAAACGCAUUUAGUUUUGGUGUUCCUAAUUCUGUUUUUGCCUUGACCUGAAUUUUGUUCAGUGAUGGAGGACACAAAAAUAAAAAAAACGUUUUAGUUCUAUUGUUACGGUAAUGUCAAACCCUUUAUUACAGUAAAGGGUUUUGAUAUUUCAGUUUAAGGACAAGUUCCUUUAAGUUGCAAAUCUAUUUAACAUUUUAACACUCUCAUUUUAUCAAGUGUUCUGCAACUUGGUACACAUAAUGCAUUACAUUGCAAACGAGUGUGAACGUGGCAAAUACAACUCGUGUUUAUUUUAGGUGGGUGUCAAAUGUUGAAAAUACCAAAUGUCCAAAACGGCUUGUAUGAGGCGGAUUGCAAAGUUUACAAAAUGUCCAACGAGAGCAUAACAACAACAACAUUAAGCAUGGAUGUAUUCAGAGACAUAAAUGGACACUGUAGUCUCUGCAGCCAUUUAAUGUAACAAUAAAUGAAAUGUAAACACU
Triplophysa dalaica is the source of this 3002-nucleotide messenger RNA. RefSeq names its product protein-L-isoaspartate (D-aspartate) O-methyltransferase domain containing 2a (gene pcmtd2a). Gene Ontology annotation, cellular component: cytoplasm. The coding region runs from base 258 to 1391 and encodes 377 amino acids. The record is from RefSeq and is a predicted model, not a curated record. NCBI's taxonomy places the organism in Eukaryota, Metazoa, Chordata, Actinopteri, Cypriniformes, Nemacheilidae. The transcript has 6 exons. Gene Ontology annotation, biological process: protein modification process. Gene Ontology annotation, molecular function: protein-L-isoaspartate (D-aspartate) O-methyltransferase activity.